Carya illinoinensis is the source of this 1677-nucleotide messenger RNA. RefSeq names its product 1-aminocyclopropane-1-carboxylate synthase 1-like. The transcript has 5 exons. Gene Ontology annotation, biological process: amino acid metabolic process; biosynthetic process. The record is from RefSeq and is a predicted model, not a curated record. NCBI's taxonomy places the organism in Eukaryota, Viridiplantae, Streptophyta, Magnoliopsida, Fagales, Juglandaceae. Bases 96 to 1589 code for a protein of 497 amino acids. Gene Ontology annotation, molecular function: transaminase activity; pyridoxal phosphate binding.
CUCUCUCUCUCUCUAGAUACACAUAUCUAUAUAGCUAGACAGUUCAGUACUAGCUACUACCAUUUCAGUAAUAAGCUUCUGGAAAAACACUGAAAAUGGAGUUAAGUAAGAAUCCCCAGCUUUUGUCUAAUAUCGCAACCAAUGAGCGACAUGGAGAGAACUCUCCUUACUUCGAUGGAUGGAAAGCAUAUGAGGAGAACCCUUAUCACCCUAUAAAAAACAAGGAUGGAGUCAUCCAGAUGGGUCUUUCAGAAAAUCAGAUAUGCUUUGAUUUGAUUGAGGAGUGGAUUAAGAAAAAUCCCAAGGCUUCCAUCUGCACAUCUGAAGGAGUCGACGAGUUCAAGAAUAUUGCCAUUUUUCAGGAUUACCAUGGCUUGCCGGAGUUCAGACAAGCUUUGGCGAGCUUUAUGGGGAGAGUAAGAGGUGGUAGGGUUAGGUUUGAUCCAGACCGUAUAGUCAUGAGCGGUGGAGCUACAGGAGCUAACGAGCUAAUCAUGUUCUGUUUGGCUGAUCCUGGCGAUGCUUUUCUUGUACCCUCACCUUAUUAUCCAGCAUUUGACCGAGACAUGGGUUGGCGAACUGGGGUGCAGAUUCUUCCUGUUGACUGUGAUAGCUCCAAUGGGUUCCUGAUAACAAAAGCAGCAUUAGAAGCAGCAUAUGAGAAGGCCAUCGAGGACAACAACAAGAUAAAGGGCUUGCUCCUGGCAAAUCCAUCAAACCCUUUGGGAACCCUUUUAGACAGAGAGACAUUAACAAGCCUGGUGAGCUUUGUGAAUGAAAAGAAUAUCCAUUUAGUUUGCGACGAAAUAUAUUCGGCCACAGUUUUCAAAUCUCCAAGUUUCACAAGCAUUUCUGAGAUCAUAGAAGAGAUGGGAUCUGAAAUAUGCAACCGUGAUCUCAUUCACAUUGUUUAUAGCCUCUCCAAGGACAUGGGACUCCCUGGCUUUAGGGUGGGCAUAGUUUACUCUUACAAUGAUGCAGUGGUGAGCUGUGGCCGCAAAAUGUCAAGCUUUGGAUUGGUUUCCUCUCAAACUCAACAUCUGCUUGCUUCAAUGCUUUUGGACGAGGAGUUUGUUGGGAACUUUCUCGAGGAGAGUUCGAGGAGGCUAGCGAAGAGGCAUGAAAUGUUUAUGAAGGGACUUGAGCAGGCGGGGAUUACAUGCUUGAAAAGCAAUGCUGGCCUUUUUGUUUGGAUGGAUUUGCGCUGGCUCCUUAAAGAGCAAACAGAGGAGGCUGAGAUAGUGCUGUGGCGCGUAAUCAUCAACGAGGUGAAGCUCAAUGUUUCCCCAGGCUCUUCUUUCCAUUGCACAGAGCCCGGUUGGUUUAGGGUUUGCUUCGCAAAUAUGGACUAUCACACGGUAGAAGUUGCACUCAAAAGACUCCAUGCAUUUGCUCGUCAAGAAAAACUAGCUAUAAGCAGUACUAGAUAUUUACGAAACCACAAGCUUCAGCUUAGCUUCUCCUUCGAAAGAUACGAUAAGUCAUGUGUACAUGUACGUACGUUAUUUCACCGCACACGAUGUCCCCUCACUCCCCAGUACUUCCUAGAUAUCUCAGUACCGAUGGUUCGAGCUGCAAGCCGGACUUAGCGAUGGGAAUUAUUAUAUUUCGAUAUUCUAACAAAGGAUCUUUCUUCUUUCGCUCAAGAAAACUUGGAGGAGAGGAUCCUUUGAUAGA